AUGAAAGCAAUUCUCUUCGGAUUAUGCUUAUUCGCACUUGCAUCAGCAAAUGGCUUGGUCGAAACAAAGCUUGCAACACUUGGAGGAAACAUUGGGAGUAAUUGUGAUCCAUCAUUAACCACAUACAGCGUCACAGCUUUCCUUGUCACACCUUGGCCUCCAACAAAGAAUGUUUACCUUAAUCUCAACAUGACAGGGACAGUCAGCCAAGCAGUAACUUUCCAAGAAAUGGACAUUUUCGUCACAUUCAAUGGUGUUAACUUCUACCAAGAAACUGUUAAGGAGUCAGGCACUUAUAAAGCUGGACAAACAGCAACUGUAAUUUUCAAGGUAUUUUUACCUGGAAUUGCUCCUAAUGGAAAAUACGGUGUCAUUACCAAGAUUAAAGAUACUGCAGGCGCUUACCUUAAUUGUUGGCAAGUUGCUUUCUCUUUAAGUUAA
Blepharisma stoltei is the source of this 441-nucleotide messenger RNA. The record is from the annotation of a GenBank genome assembly. Lineage: Eukaryota; Ciliophora; Heterotrichea; Heterotrichida; Blepharismidae.